This is a messenger RNA of Pteropus alecto (black flying fox), 2549 nucleotides long. It is a transcript of the gene ABHD5, whose product is annotated as abhydrolase domain containing 5. Gene Ontology annotation, biological process: negative regulation of triglyceride storage; positive regulation of triglyceride catabolic process. The transcript is spliced from 7 exons. Gene Ontology annotation, cellular component: lipid droplet. Bases 1 to 1239 code for a protein of 412 amino acids. NCBI's taxonomy places the organism in Eukaryota, Metazoa, Chordata, Mammalia, Chiroptera, Pteropodidae. The record is from RefSeq and is a predicted model, not a curated record.
AUGGGAAACGGCCGAGUCACUUUGACCACUUCCGAGCGUGGCUUCCGCUUUCAGGUACGCACUGUGCUCUGUCCAGCCUGGGACCAGACCGAAAGUGCCGCCGGGGCCGAGCCUCUCGGAAGCCUGGAGGAAGGGGCGGCGCUUCCUUGCGGCACUAAUAGAUGCAGAGCCCAAAUUCACCCCCUGAAGCCGCGGGACAUAAGGGGGUGUCCAGGGAAAAAGCAGCCCAUCACGAAGUCAGGAUGGCUAACUGGUUGGCUUCCCACAUGGUGCCCUUCGUCUACAUCACACCUUAAAGAAGCUGAAGAGAAAAUUUUAAAAUGUGUCCCCUGCACAUACAAAAAAGAACCUGUUCGUAUAUCUAAUGGAAAUAAAAUAUGGACACUGAAGUGUUCUCACGGUAUUUCAAAUAAGACUCCGCUUGUCCUCCUCCACGGUUUUGGAGGAGGUCUUGGACUCUGGGCACUAAAUUUUGGAGAUCUUUGCACCAAUAGACCCGUCUAUGCUUUUGACCUGUUGGGCUUCGGACGAAGUAGCAGACCCAGGUUUGACAACGAUGCGGAAGAAGUAGAGAAUCAGUUUGUGGAAUCGAUCGAAGAGUGGAGAUGUGCCCUGGGAUUGAACAAAGUGAUCUUGCUUGGACACAACCUUGGUGGGUUCUUAGCCACUGCUUACUCACUAAAGUACCCUUCAAGGGUUAGUCAUCUUAUUUUAGUGGAGCCUUGGGGUUUUCCUGAGCGACCAGACCUUGCUGAUCAAGACAGACCAAUUCCAGUUUGGAUCCGAGCCCUGGGGGCAGCACUGACUCCCUUCAACCCUUUAGCCGGCCUCAGGAUUGCAGGACCCUUUGGUUUAAGUCUAGUACAACGUUUAAGGCCUGAUUUCAAACGAAAGUAUUCUUCGAUGUUUGAAGACGAUACUGUGACAGAAUACAUCUACCACUGUAAUGUGCAGACUCCAAGUGGUGAAACAGCGUUCAAGAAUAUGACAAUUCCUUAUGGAUGGGCAAAAAGGCCAAUGCUCCAGCGAAUUGGUAAAAUGCACCCUGACAUUCCAGUUUCGGUGAUCUAUGGCGCCCGAUCCUGCAUAGAUGGCAAUUCUGGCACCAGCAUCCAGUCGUUACGACCACAUUCAUACGUGAAGACAAUAGCCAUUCUUGGGGCAGGGCAUUAUGUGUAUGCAGAUCAACCAGAAGACUUCAACCAAAAAGUAAAGGACAUCUGUGACUCUGUGGACUGAGCACCGUGAAGGCGAUGUGGGAAAACCAGCCGCCUGAUGGCUCCCUCAGCAGUAAUUCAGUCUGCGAAGAAGAGUAAGGAAUACGAGAGAACCAGGCAGUCUUCUGACUGUACUUUGCACAUGAGUCUUUUAUGGAGCUGCUUGCACAUCUAAACCAGUUAGUACCUUCUAGAAGAAUGCCUUUCCUUUCUCCUGCACAAAGUUGAAAUAUGCAAGUCUCUGAAUCUAACAGCUUUAAUAAAAGGUGGUUUGUCCCUCUGCUGUAUUGAAAAAUGGUAAUUUUUCAACUGAAAUUUUUUUCGUUUCUAACUAUGCUAUGUCAGGUACUUUUUAUAUUUCAAUCUAUAUUGCCUAUUUUAAAAAUGAUUUCUAAAUAUUUUAUAUACUGUAAGGUGCACUUUAUUUUCUCUGUCUACUUGUAUUUACUAUGUCUAAUAACUGAUACAGUGCAUCAAAAUUCAGUGUGUUUUUAUGUAAAAAUUUGUCACUUGUUUAGCAUACUUCACUUCGUUUUUGAAAUGGAAUAAUGGGACAGCAUUUUGGUGAAAAAGAUAGGAAUCGAUCACUAGCGUUAAUUUUUCUGAUUUUCCUCUGUUCUCUACUUAAGGCUGCAAAGCCAUGUGAUCCAUCCUGGCAUCUCUGCAACAACUCCUUGGAAUCCUCCUUCGUGUGAUAUAAUUCUCUACUUCCAGAGAAACAUGGCAUCAGUACUCAAGUAAUUCAAGUACUGAAAAGCCUUAACUAAGAGUUUAUCCUCCCCCCGCCCCACCCCACUCCAUUAAUACUCUUUUCUGUGAGCCGGGAUGCAACAAAAGGAACGGAUUUUCUCACUGAGGUUAUAUUAAGAUUGUUACCUUCCAGUACGCCAAAUCACUUAUUUUCGUUAACAGCUAACUUUCGUAGAUGGGUGCUAAAACUGGAUUAUAUUUUUACCACAUAAAAAUAGGUGCUGCUAUUAUGUCUCACAGCACCAGAAAUGGGCUUGCACUGUUUUAUUUUUUUUUUAAGAGUUUUGCGUUGAUUAAAUAAUUUACAUGCUAGAAGUUAUAUUACAGAAAUUCUAUAAAGUUGAUUAACCUAUUUGACAAUAACUACCAUCAAAUGUAGUAUCUUCUUGCUGUUUUAAAAUGAGGAAAACAUUGAAGCUGAAAAAGCUCCAUGUUUAGGUAACUGGCUACUGAGAAGACCUUCUGAAAAAGAAAAUUGAAUAGGAUUGUCACCAACAAGGUGUUUUUGCCUUAUGUUUCGUUAAUGUUGCUUGUCUAGGAGAAAGCUGGUUAAGUAAAUAAAAACAGUGAACCUAGAGCAAA